Macrosteles quadrilineatus (aster leafhopper) is the source of this 9030-nucleotide messenger RNA. RefSeq lists its product as uncharacterized. The transcript has 12 exons. The record is from RefSeq and is a predicted model, not a curated record. Bases 4037 to 7945 code for a protein of 1302 amino acids. Gene Ontology annotation, molecular function: GTP binding; GTPase activity. Lineage: Eukaryota; Metazoa; Arthropoda; Insecta; Hemiptera; Cicadellidae.
ACCAAAGCUGACUCACAGUCUGAAACCAAUGACACGGUUAACGCAACAUACUGCAAAGUUUGCGACCAAACAGUACAUGAUAAUGACAAGGCAGUUGCCUGCGAUUGUAAUGACUGGUACCAUACCAAAUGUGCUCUAAUAUCAACCAAACAAUACAAAGCUCUGGAAAAAAAUGAAUUUCCACUGACAUGGAUUUGUAAAACCUGCUAUCACAUGCAAAAAAAACACCAAAACACCCAAUGGUAUGUUCACAGCUUACUACAUAGACAGGACGCACCAAAAACCUACAUCGAAGAGAUGAAUGAAGCUUUAAAAUUCAUGUGUGACGAACUAAAUAUUAAUUUUAUAGAUAUUACUACAACUUUUAACCAAAACCUAUAUGCAAGCGACGGUAUCCACCCGAAUACCGAAGGAAACAAAGUGCUGACCGCACACCUGAACAACAUUCUAGGCCUGCCAACUCUAUCAGAGAACAACCAGAAAGAAAAUAGGCCUACUCAGAGGAACUACACCAGGAAAGAGGACAAAAAAAUUCCAGAAAGGGACAACACUACGGAGGGAGGCUUAACCAGACAAACAGAAACCCCUAAGCCUAAUGACAUCCAUCAAAUUAUGACACCUAAGGAAGAUGUGACUCUUACUGAAACAGCAGCACACCAUUCGCUACAUAACCAACAAACCGAGACACCAAAAAAUCAAACUGCAAAGGAAGACUCCCAACACCCAAACGAGACCACUCUACAAAUACCCCUAGAACCAUAGCUCACCUAAAAUCACCACCUACACUCAUCAGGAACAAAACUACCAAUAACUCCAACUCAAAACCGCAAAAAAAGACAGAUAGGACUGAUAGGCCUACCUUAAAAAUUUAUCACCUAAACAUCCAGAGAGGGCUACAGAGUAAAAUAGACAGGCUACAACUAGAAAUUCAAAACCUCGAUCCAGACAUUCUAAUAAUUUCAGAACAUGGUGAAAAAAAAGAAAACCUAAAAAUAACAAACAUUCCAAAUUACAUUUUAAUAACAGAAUUCUCAAGAAUAACACAUAGAUGGGGAGGAAUAGCAAUUUUUUGCAAGGAAAACAAUGUCGACAUCCUAAAAAUCCGAGAAAUCAAUACGCUCACCUUCUGUGAAGAACAAUCUUCAGAACUUGUAGGAAUUGAACUACCCGACUUCAAGACUGUAAUUAUUGGUGGAUAUAGAUCCCUGAACCUGAACACUUUUUUUGAAAAUUUCUCAAACUUACUUUCCACAAUAUCUCACAAGAACAGAAAGAUAAUAGUGAUGGGUGAUUUAAACAUAGACCUAUUUAAAGAUAACGAAACUGAAACAAAAACUCUUUUAAAUAUAUUAGCGGAACAUAACCUGAAACCAUCGGAACUACCUCCAACCAGAAUAACAACCACAUCAAAAACUUGUAUAGACCUUUGCUGUACUAACAUAAACAAGGAGGACCUUGAAGUAAAAACCCAUAGUAACUCAAUAUCUGACCAUCAAGCAAUUACCUGCCAACUAAAGAUAGGACACAAAAAACCUAUAGCACCCAUAAAAAGACAAAUUAGAAUAACAUCUCCAGCAAAUCUAGACGAACUCAGAGCAUCCCUCAAAAAUCAAGAUUGGUCUACUGUCUUUUCUAAACAAAUUGUGGAUGAAAAGUAUGAUGCCUUUAUAAGAAUUUUACAAUACAAAAUCGAAGAAAUUAUGCCUAAACAGUACAAAACUUUUCACCGUAGCAAGAAAAAAAAGAUAUUCUGGAAUGAUAAACUUACUAGACUGAAAAACUUACUCCAACUAGCAGAACAUAAAUACUUACUCUCAAACAGGGUUGAGGACAAACUCUCGUACGUUAAAAUGAAAAGAGCAUAUGACUUAGAAGUCAAAAUCCAAAAAUCAAAUGCUGUUGUCCAGAAAAUAAAAAAUGCGCCCAACAAAAACAAAGAACUCUGGAGCACCAUAAAUAAAGAAAGAAAUGCGGACAGGAAAAUUAAAGAGGAAAUAAAUCUUAUCAGCAAUGAAAAACUGACUACCGACCCAACCCACAUCUGUAACCUUUUAAACGACCACUUUAUUACCCUCGGAAAACCACGCCAAACUCUGCACAAUAGGACCUCAACCACCCCAAAACCGAAAUCCAAACCCAAUCUGCCACAACAACCCAGAGCCGACUCACUAGCAAACUUUAACAAGAUAACCAAAAAGGAACUUGAACGAAUAUUUGACAAUCUACCGCCUAAAAACUCUUCUGGACUAGAUCAAAUAUCUAACAAAAUGAUCAAACACUGUAAAAGGGAAAUAAUCACACCACUCUUACAUAUCAUCAAUACAUCUAUAGAACAAUCUAAAGUCCCCAAAUCAGCAAAAAUUGCCUUAGUUUAUCCCAAAUUUAAGAAGGGUGAGAAAACCUGCAUCUCAAAUUACCGGCCAAUAUCUAUCCUACCCACGCUCUCAAAAUAUAUAGAAAAGGCAAUACAUAAUCAGCUCAUCACAUACCUGGAGGACAAAGGAAAGUUCACCCAAUCACAGCACGGCUUCAGACAUGGCAGAUCAACAAAUACAGCCCUUGCAAACCUAUGCGAGGACAUAACAUCAAUCUGGGAAAAAAAACUCCAAGCAACAAGCAUUUUUCUAGACAUAGAAAAAGCCUUCGAUAGCUUGAAUAGAGAAAUACUAGUUGAGAAACUUCAAGAACUAAAUAUCACCCAUAAUGCUUUAAUCUGGCUCCAAAAUUACAUGACAGACCGACAACAACUUGUAGAACUAGAAUACACUAAAAAAAACUAUGAAAUCAAAUACAGAUCUGAACUUCGAGAAACCUAUCAAGGAAUACCGCAAGGAUCAAUACUUGGCCCGAUCCUCUUCUUAAUAUACAUAAAUUCUUUUCCGAAUGACCUAUCUAGUGAUAGCUCCUGCAUAAUGUUUGCGGACGACACUACCAUAAUUACACCAACAAACUCCAACACCCAAAAGGAAAAAAUAGAAGAAACACUUCAAACUUCAAUAGCCACCUGCAACUCAUUAGACCUAAAAAUAAAUCAACAAAAAACAACAGUUUUAAACUUCACUUCUAACAGCCAGAUACAGGAAGGAAAUGAAAAACGAAACGCUAAAUUUCUCGGAAUCACACUGGACAACCGAUUAACAUGGCAUGACCAUAUUGAAAAUCUGGACAGUAAACUAUCCCAAGUUGUAUAUGCUCUAAGGAGAAACAGGAAGAUCACAAACAAAGAGAUCUGCAAAACGGCAUACCACGCUCUCUUCUCCUCACACAUUAGAUAUGGCAUAAUUGCAUGGGGCUCUGCCAAUGAAACCGACCUGAAAAAAAUACUAGUACAACAGAAAAAAGCCAUCAGAAUCCUGGAACAAGUUGAUCGGGAAGAACACUGAAAACCUCUCUUUGUCAAAAACCAGAUCCUCACCUUAACAUCCUUAUAUCUUUACGAAACCAUCCUUUUUAUCAAAUCAAACCCACCUCAACUCAGAAUAAACUGUCACGAACACAACCUCAGAGUAAAAUCAAACUUUAAUCUAAACCAACACAGACUAACGAAAACCAGCAAAACACCAAAUUACAUGGGAAUAAAACUAUACAACAUCUUACCCAACAAACUUAAAGACAUAAACUUGCUCUCUAACUUCAAAAAACAGCUGAAACAAUACCUCUUAAAUCGACCUUAUUACACAAUUACAGAAUAUCUAGAAGAACAUAAAUUUCCUACAAAAUAACACUCAUCAUACAAAUCACACAUUCAACCACACUACAACACUACACACAAUCAAGAAGCUAGCAAGAAGAAAGAUGAGAAAAAAAUUGACAAUUCCCCGGUCUCCAAGGACUGCGGCGAAGACUUCGAUGGUAAAUGAUAUUACAAAGACAACCACAGAAUUCAGUUGGUUACAAAAUAUGUAGCCUACAAUCUAAUGGUGUAAUGUCCAGUCUAGCGCUUUGACCUUAUUGAAGAGGGUCACAAUGUUGUAAAAGUGUUAAGGAAUAUGUGAGAAUGUUUGAAAGGCUGAAUUGAUGAUUAUUUAACGCCAUCAUGUAUCUAAGAGCGAUUCAAGUAAUCGACAUAGUUGAUACCAAACUUAGAGAUGAAGGAAAAAUAGAAGAAGUGCGGAAAAUAAGAACAGUCCACAAAUUUGAAAACCAGCCUAGUCUAGAAGACGUGUUACUGGACGAUGGUGUUAAGGACUUGCCCAUUUUGGUAUUUUCCAUUGCCGGUUUAACCAAUGGAGGCAAAUCUCUCCUCCUCAAUCUGAUGAUUCGUCAUCUAGAAAACCAGAGCCAUGCUGGUUGGCAAAGUAACACAGUUCCUCACAGUUUUCCUUGGAAAAAUAGCUGUGAAAGUGUCACUCGAGGGCUCUGGAUAUACCCUAAAAUAUUCAAACUUAGAACUGGUUCUAAUGACGACGUGGGGAUUUUGUUGCUGGACACUGAAGGGAUGUACGAUGGAGAAGCAACAGACGGUGAAUUCACUUCUAUUUUAGGAAUAUCUGCGGUCAUCAGCUACCGACAAAUGUUUAACGUGAACGAGCGCAUUACAACCAAAGACUUGGAGGGCAUUGUUUGGUAUCUAACCAAAGGAGUCGAUGAUCAAUUGAACUCUGAAGAGAUGAAACAAUUUGAAACAGACUACAAUCUUUUGUUUGUUGUGAGGAACUGGACUGAUAUCGACUCUUAUCCAUAUGGAAUGAAAGGGGGUGAAAAUUAUUUCACAAGUCAGAAAAUUAAGGGCACAAAAGAAAACAAAUAUCUGUGGGAAAUGGUAGGUAAGACAUUCGCCAAUGUUGAAUGUGUUCUUCUACCUGAUCCAGGGAGUCAAGCAAAAAAAAAAGAAUUCAACACAACGGGAUCUUUGGAAUUGCUUGAUAAGGAGUUUUUACCAGAAGUCAACAAAUUUGUGGAAUCCUUAUUUGAACCAGACAAUCUUAUUCCACCGCAAAAAUGUGUUACUGGACAGGACUUGUACAAAAUUCUGACAGAUAUCGAUGGGACUGUUCCUGAUGAAUCCAUGUCGUUUAUUAACUUGCGUACUUCCCAAGUGAACUCUGCUCUAGUGGAAGAAUGGAAGAGUAGUUUUAAAUCAGCACUUGAUAACAUUGCAUUUUCUGGACUCAGUGGAGCAAAAUUACAGAUGAGCAAAAUCUUGGAGGAGGCUGAAAAGACCCUCACAGGAAAUUCGGCAGACUUAAAAAUGAAAGAACUGAAAAGGGCAUUGCACGACAUGUUCAACAAGAAGGUCGUAGCCAUAUGUUUUCUAAGGUAUACAAAUAAUUUUCACAGUGAAGUCAAUAUAAAAAAGCAGCAUUUAGGUGUUUGGGAUGAUGUGAAACAAACUUUCCACAAAUUAGUUUGUGGGAAUAUUACUACCAUAGAUGAUGCUUAUCGCUUGUUUGUAAAGAGAACAGCAACACACUACUACCAACUUCUUUGUGAAGAAUGUAAGAGAGAAUUCUAUAAUAUUUGUUCCUCUAAAGAAACACUUGCUGAAUGUGCUGGUUUGGAUGAGAAAGGAAUUAAACAUUUUGAGGAAUGUGUUGAUUUUACUACUGAUAUAAACAACAAAGAAGACAUAUACCCAAUAUGGUUAAAGGGUUUUAACAGUUUGAAAAAGGAGUUUACCGACACCCUGCUAAAGCGAGUGGGGACAUUGGCCAAAAUAAGUAUCGACAGUCUGAAAGAACUCCAGAGGAAACAGUAUGAGCAUUUUGAAAAUUUUACUUUACUAAACAAAGAUGAGACAAAUUUUGACUGUUUUUCCCAGGAAGAGGUAAAAAUAACUCUUGCCAAAAGAGUUGGUUAUGCAAUGUUUGGCCUUCCAGAGUCCAUAAAUGUAGUCUUGUCCCAAAAGACCACAAACUCAAACACUGAGAAUGUAACUGGAGGAAAAGAUAAGACAGGUUACUCCAAAGAUAAAGAAUCCAAAAUUUGGCCAGUAGUAGAAAAAAUAAAAAAGUUGAGCUCUACCCCAGUGAGAUUUUCAUGUGUCUUUGUGGUUUAUGCUCAAGGUCAAGAUAUUUCCAGUGUUCCAGUGUUCAGAUUUCACAGUGCAAAAAGCAACAACAUUCAGUAUUUGGAUUCAAACUGUAGACUCUACACAGGAUGGGAUGACUUUUUACAAUCAAACAGGCUACCUGACAAAUUGUAUAGCUAUCCUUUGAAUGGCAGGUAUAUCAAAUCUGAGGGGUUCUGGAUUGGAUUUGCACAUACACCUGCUUCCAAACCAUCAGCAAAAGUUUUGAAUACACUUGACAAAGUCGGUAAAUGUGUAAACUUUGGUGCCGGAGUAGCAGGUGGCGUAGCUGCAUUUGGAUUAGCAACAACAGUAUUGGUUCCUGUUGCUGUGGUGGGAGGUGCAGUUGGAGGUGUAUAUGGACUUGUCAGAGGGAUUAAGAAGAUAAGGAAUAAAAAGGAUCAUGAUGAACCAGUCAAAAUAAAAGACUACUGGAAUGUAGCAGCAAACGGUUUUGCUGCUGUUGGAGGUAUAGCAGCGGCAGCAGGUCGCGGUUUGACAGUAGCAGCAGAAGCAACUAUAAAUCUCGCUGGCCGGGUUGCUGCAGGAGUUGCGAGCUUUAAUUCUUUAACCAUCUUGUGUACUGAUACUAAAGAUGCAGAAGAUUUGAUUAAUUUGAUUGCUACAUUUGAAAACUCCUCUCUGAAAAUGUUAUUUUAUUUUGGCACUACUUGCACAGACGAUGUAUUGGAUUUCAUUCAAAAGAGUUUGAAUCUGACAAAUAAGGAAGCAGACAAAAUUUUGUUGGCUCUAAUGGAAAAUAACUGUAUUCAUUCUGAAGUUGAAACUGAAUCUGGAGUAAGGUUAGAAAAAUAUAUUUCUCAGAAUACAUCAUUACUUGUUACAAGUAUUUUAAGAGUUAUCAGCACUGAUGUGAAAGAAAUUGUUUUCCAUUUCUUUCUCAUUAUGGAUGCAUUGAAACAGUUUGAUAAGGACAAUAGAUAUAUUGUAGCAAAAAAAGUAGAAGAAGCAAUGGAAAAACUUCUGGACAUUAUUUCAACAGAAAUUGUUGUUUCUAAAGUCAGAUUAUGUAAUGCUCUGUGUCAACACUUGCAUUCACCUUCAAAUGGUUCCAUUUCUUUCUUCAAAGAACUUGUUAAAAGAUUAAGCAUCGAAGAUGGCGAAGAUGGUUUUAUUUUAGCUUUUAGACACUUCUACUGUACUUUGAUAAAUGAGACGAGGAAGGCAAACAACUUCUUUAACGACAUUGAACAUGAGGCCAUCCCUUUGAAAAACUAUCAUGUUAGUGAUCUGCCGUGUCACCCACUUAGUGAGAUAUCACAUAAAGUUAAGGAAAUUGUGGAGCAAAACAAAUCUUCAGCAAACUUAAGCAAUUACAAUUCAAACGAACUGACGAAAUUCCAAUUUGAAGUGUUGAGUCUGCUCUGCUCUUUUUGGAAGGAUAGCAGUGAUCAAAACAGGUCGUUAUUUGAACUAGAAUGUUGUCUCUAUAAUAUAACAAAGAAAAUGUCAGAGCUGUUCAAUAGUUCACUUAACCACCACAAUCAACUUGUGACAGGAAAAGAAAAUCUAUCAUGCCAGGAUCUUGAGGAAAUAUUUAAAGAGAUGGAGCAUAAUUAUGGCUUGUGGGUGAGUGACAAAGUGUUUGAGGAAUUGGCUGGUGAUAAAGAAGCUGUCAAAAAUGUUUGUCCUGGUGAGCAAGUUGAAAAAGAUCUGAUUAUCUUGCCAGCAUGGAAUGGAAUUCUGGACAAUCUAUACUACUACCGCAGUACAAAACAAGAAAAUGACAAAUUCAAUUUAAUCAGGAAGAUCAAUAAAGUUCAUAAGGGAAAUUAUGAGGAACUCAACUACGGGGGCAACUUGACUUUUUAUGAACCAUCUGUUGAAGAAUUGCCGCUGUGGAUUGUUUACUCAAAGCUUUGUAACAAGAAUGACAAAACUGAAGAAAUAGGCUUUAUUUAUUUAUAUUUGUAAAGAGAAAAUCCAAACUAGUGAGUGAAAAUGAUACUAGAGAAUUAGUCCUUGCAUUUCUGUUUAGUCAUAUUUGUAUUGUUCUUAUAUGAACAUUUUAAAACCUUGAAAUGCAAAACUGUAUUUUAUUCACAAAUAAUUCAUACAGAAUGAUAAAAAAAACUAAAUUAGAAAAUAUUCUGUUGCCUAAAGCUUGUAUUCCUUGCAUUCAAUUUAUAUUUAGUAACAUUUGUAUUGUUCUAAUAUUAUAUUAAGAUUGUAAAAAGCUUGAAAUGCAAAACUGUAUAGGGGUUAUUCUGAAAUAAUUCUUAAAGCUUGAUAAAAAAUAAAGUUACCCAAAUCCUGUGCUUUUAUCUUCGAGGCCAAGGCUUAAGCUUCUUGUAAGGCUCUUAAAAAAAUCUAAAACGGGAACCACAAAGUUGUCUCUUCAGACAAAUUGCUAACUGUAUAUUCCUUGUUUCUAGGUGUACUGAAUGAAAUGUCAAUUAUUUAAUGUUUGAGUGCCUUACUACAAUAUUUUCAAAAGUGUUAACACAACUUAGAUAAAUAUACCUAUGGUUUACUCCAUCAAGGUUCAUUGUGACCCUUGGUUGGAAUAUAUUAUUGAUCAAAUAAAAUAAUUACCUUAUCCAACCACAGUUUUCAUACGACUAGUUUCGUUCCGUAGAACUUCGUCAGGUCAUUGGUAUGCAAAACAUUGUGGUAUGUCAAUACACAGUCACAAUAAUUAAAACUAGUCAUGUUGAAAAAGUUAUAAAAUGUAAUAAUACCCCCGCCGCAGCAAACCUGCAGACUAAGCGAAUUUCCAUUUGCCUGAUUGGAUUUACACUAAAAUGUCUCCUUAAAAAUAUCACAUUUAUCCCUAUUUAAAUAGAAUCAGUUUAACACAUACUUAGGUUUGCUGCAACAGGGAGGGUAAAUGUGUUUUUUUAUGUAAAAUGUUAAUUGUUAGUAAGAAAUAAAAAGAUGAUCCAAAUUUGGGCAAAAUAUGUUAAUAAACAAGCAAACUACAACAGUUUACUUAUUCUCCAUAAGAAUAACAUGGGAAUUUUAAAUUUUGCAAUUUUUUGGAAUUUUCUCCGUAACCA